AUCAUCUUAUUCUUAAGAGGUUGCAAAGAGCUGGGUCUUAAAGAAUCUCAGCUUUUUGAUCCUGGUGAUCUGCAGGACACAUCAAACAGAGUAACCAUCAAGAACAUUGACUAUAGUAGGAAGCUGAAAAAUGUAUUAGUCACCAUUUAUUGGCUAGGGAAAGCGGCAAACAGCUGCACGUCAUAUAGUGGAUCAACCCUGAACCUGAAGGAGUUUGAAGGUUUGCUGGCACAAAUGAGAAAGGAAACGGAGGAUAUCGAGAGCCCAAAGCGCAGCAUUCGUGACAGUGGCUAUAUAGACUGCUGGGACUCUGAACGCAGCGAUUCCCUCUCCCCGCCUCGCCACGGCAGAGAUGAUUCCUUUGACAGUCUGGACUCCUUUGGCUCCCGCUCGCAGCAGACACCGUCUCCAGAUGUAGUGCUCAGAGGGAGCAGCGAUGGGAGAGGAAGUGACUCGGAAACUGACCUGCCACACAGAAAGAUGCCAGAUGUGAAAAAAGAUGAUAUGUUGGCGAGGCGGACCUCACAUGGUGAACCUAAAUCAGCUGUGCCUUUUAACCAGUACCUCCCAAACAAGAGUAAUCAGACUUUCUAUGUACCUGCUCCACUUCGGAAAAAGAAAGCUGAACGAGAAGAGUACCGAAAGAGCUGGAGCACAGCGACUUCACCGCUAGGAGACAGACCUUUCAGAUUCGGCCCCAGAACUCCUGUGUCUGAUGACGCAGAGAGUGUGAGCAUGUUUGACAUGAGAUGUGAAGAAGAAGCUGUGACUCAGCCUCAUAGCAAAGCUCGCCAUGAGAAACUGCAGAACAUACACAACCAGCUGAAAGAGGAUGAGACCAGGUGGCAAGAUGACCUGGCUCGGUGGAAGAGUCGUCGAAGGAGCGCUUCACAGGAUUUAAUAAAAAAAGAAGCUGAGAGAAAGAAAAUGGAAAGGUUAUUGUCUGGAGAUGGAACAAAUGAGCGCAGAAAAAGCAUCAAAACCUACCGAGAAAUUGUGGAAGAGAAAGAGAGAAGAGAGCGGGAGCUUCAUGAGGCAUACAAGAAUGCAAAGUCACAGGAAGAGGCUGAAAGCAUCCUCCAGCAGUACAUCGAAAGAUUCACUAUCAGUGAAGCUGUGCUUGAGCGUUUGCAGAUGCCAAAAAUUCUGGAAAGAAGCCAUUCAGUGGAGCCAAAUUCCCCACUGAAAGACCCGAACCCUCUGAGAUAUUUAAGGCAACAGUCGCUGCCUGCUCCAAAAUUCACUGCCACCAUUGAAGCAACCAUUGUUCCUACCACUGAGCUAGAGCCCAGCGGUUCGACAGGCUGCACAUCUCCCAGCAAAAGCGUUAUCUCCAAGGCUGUGCCUAUGCUGACACCCAAGCCUUACUCACAACCCAAAAAUACACAGGAAGUUUUAAAGAACUUUAAGGUAGAUGGAAAAGUCAGCAUGAAUGGAGAAAAUUUCAACGGUGUGGAAGAGAAGGAUAAAGAGUGUACAACAGUAAUAUUUACUCCUUCACCAAGCAGAUCUCUGAAAUUUGAUGGAGUAGCCAGAGGGGACAGGCCCCUGGUAGAGUUGAAGAAGGACCCCACAAGUGUUGAGCUCAGUUUACAGAGGCCUGCCACUCAGAGUGUGCACAAAGAGCCAACA
Molecule: messenger RNA, 1632 nt
Organism: Cariama cristata (Red-legged seriema)
Lineage: Eukaryota; Metazoa; Chordata; Aves; Cariamiformes; Cariamidae
Gene: LIMCH1
Product: LIM and calponin homology domains 1
Exons: 10
Biological process (GO): regulation of focal adhesion assembly; positive regulation of stress fiber assembly
Cellular component (GO): stress fiber
Molecular function (GO): myosin II head/neck binding
Source: RefSeq, a predicted model, not a curated record